GAUAGUGUCAGUCAGUGAAACUGCAGGAGGUGGCAGCGCUAUCCCUUCAUGUUGACUUUCAGCCGCGUCUUUGUCAUGGCUUGAGUUCGUCUUUAGUUUCUUGAAAAAAAUACACGGAUGCCCAUUCCAAUUUGAAUUAGCAACGGAGGAGCCGCUCAAUCGCCAUUUCUGUAACCGGAGCAAUCCCUAUCCAAUCGCAGUACACAAUAGCAGGUGUUGUGCCGAAAAAUAGCCGCCCCGCGUGAAAUGUCCCCCCUGACGGGAACGCUUAUUUAUAACGCUUUAUUGAGGUGAAAACAUCAAAUGUUUUCAUGGACUCGUUACAGUAAUGGAUUUACGACUGUAAAAUCACUUUUAAAUAAAUAAAUUAGACAAAAUACUAGUACUUUAUUUUACUAACAAAUCGUGGACUGGGCCACAUAACCAUCUUUGAACAGAAAUGUAUUAGUCUACAGGUUUUCACGACCAUAUCUCAAUGACAAUCACACAGUUAUGACAUUUAGUUCAAGCAGAGUAAAAUAAUACAUAUAUUCACGGUAUAAGAAAAUCGUUUCCAUGUCCAUCGAUUGGUAAGAAAAAGCUGUACGAGUGACGUGUGGGCGCUCAACAAUAAAAUAAAUAAACAAAUAAAUCAAAUAAACGCUCAAUAAAGCGUUAUAAAUAAGCGUUCCCGUCGGAGGGGGACAUUUCACGCGGGGCGGCUAUUUUUCGGCACAGCACCGGCUACUCAGCCCGCCCCCCUUAUUUGUGAUUGGCUAGAAAUUGCCUACAUUCGCUGCUGUGAUUGUGAUGACAGAUCAAGGUCUGAGCGGUGGUCAAAAAUUCAGCAAAAUUGACCUCAACCAAGCUUAUCUGCAGAUGAAUGUGGAUGAAGAAUCACGGGAGUGGCUGACAAUUAACACGCACAAGGGACUUUUCAGAUAUUGCAGAUUACCUUUUGGCAUCACAUCUGCUCCUGCUCUGUUUCAACGGGCUAUGGAUCAAAUUUUGAGUGGAUUGCCAGGAGUACAAUGUUACUUGGAUGACAUUCUCUGCACCGGAUCCAACGACGAGGAGCAUCUUCGCAACCUGGAUGCUGUCUUUAAAAGGCUAAGGCAGUAUGGUCUUCGAGUGCGCAAGGAAAAAUGUGAAUUUUUGAGACCAUCGGUGGAGUAUCUCGGGCAUGUGAUAGACCACGAAGGACUACACAAGGCUCCAUCAAAGACAAAGGCAAUUGUGGAUGCACCCGCCCCAGAAAAUCUGGCAUGUGAUGCUUCACCCUAUGGGGUGGGUGCUGUCCUCUCCCAUGUGUUCCCGAACGGAGAUGAAAGACCAAUUGCUUUCGCAUCGAGAACACUUAACAAAGCAGAGUCAAACUAUGCUCAAUUGGAACGAGAAGCAUUGAGCAUUAUUUUUGGUGUGAGGAAGUUCCACCAAUAUUUGUAUGGAAGGAAGUUUACUCUGUUAACGGAUCACAGACCACUGACAACGAUUUUGGGACCUCAUGCAGGAAUCCCUUCGCUGGCUGCUGCACGUCUUCAGAGGUGGGCUUUGUUGUUAUCAGCUCACUCAUACGACAUCAAGUAUCGUAAAUCUGAUUUGCAUUGCAAUGCUGAUGGACUUUCGGGGUUGCCGCUUCCUGUCACAAAACAUGAACCUACCUCGGUGGACAUAUUCUAUUUCCGAAAUGUUAAACAUGCACCAAUUUCAGCGUCGCAAGUAAAACGUGCAACUCGGAACGACCCCGACCUGUCAGUCGUCAUGGACAUGGUAAUUAAAGGACAAACCAAGUGUGAGAACACCGCUCUCAAACCUUUUUUGGACAGGAGGCGGGAACUUUCUGUUCAAUCAGGUUGUUUGCUGUGGGGGAGGAGAGUGAUUGUGCCACAGUCAUUGCGUGCUAAAAUGCUUGUGCAACUGCAUGCAGGUCACAGUGGUAUUGUUAAAAUGAAAGAAAUGGCGAGAAGUUAUUUUUGGUGGUCAGGAUUAGAUAAACAGAUCGAAGAGACGGUAAAAAGUUGUUCGUCUUGCCAGAAGAUUUGCAACAAUCCACCUGCAGCCCCACUUCAUCCUUGGGAUUUUCCUCAGGACCCUUGGCACCGCAUUCAUAUUGACUUUGCGGGGCCUUUUGAAAAUCGAAUGUUUCUGGUUGCUAUCGAUGCCCAUAGUAAGUGGCCAGAGGUAGCUAUCAUGAAAUCAACCACAUCGGAAAAGGCAAUUGAGAAGUUAGGGGAGAUGUUUAGUCGUUUCGGAGCCCCUGCACAACUCGUCUCAGACAAUGGCCCCCAAUUUGGGUCAAAAGAAAUGGUUGAAUUCCUGCAAGCCAAUGGGGUUCAACACAUUAAGUCGGCUCCCUAUCACCCGGCAACCAACGGUCUGGCAGAGAGGUUUGUGCAGACCCUCAAACAUGCUCUCAAAGCAUCACAAGGGCAAAGUACACUCCAUCAGAGACUACACGAAUUUCUCCUCAAAUACCGAACAUCUGUGCAUGCAACUACCAAAGUAUCGCCAGCGAGCCUCUUGUUUUCUCGAGAGAUACGAACUGGCAUGGAUCUUCUGAAACCACCAACCCUGAGUGAGAUUGUUCAAAUGGAUCAACGGAAGCAAGUCAAGUACAGAGACCUGCAUUCCAAGAACCGAGAUUUUGCACCUGGUGACUCUGUUAUGGCCCGGAGUUACCAGAGUAAGGAAAAGUGGGCCCCUGCCACCAUCAUUGCUCAAACCGGACCUGUUUCCUACACCGUUCAGACAGCUGAUUGUGUUUGCUGUCGCCAUGUGGAUCAAUUGUUGGGAACAUCAGACACUACUCCAGAACUGUCUAUUGAUUGUGAUGAUGCUAGCAGUGUAAUUAUACCAGAAAUGUCUAGCUUACCGGAUGUGCCAAAAAUACCAGAAAUGUCUAGCUUACCGGAUGUGUCAAACCCAAACAGUCCUGCUGUAAUUGUGUCUAAUUCAACCAAUGCACAAACGGAACCUGAAACGGUAUCGGAACCUGUUUCCACAAGUGGGAAAUCGGAAGUGACUGUUGAAUGUCGUUAUCCUGCACGUGACAGGCGACCGCCUGAUAGAUUGGAUUUAUAAGUAAUAAGUAAUGAGGGGAAAACAGGAGGUAUUUUUGUGUUUAUUUCUGGGACAUGUUAUGUAAGGGGGGAGGAGAUGUGACAUAUUUAUGUCACACUGCUGUUGCCAUAGUGUGCACUUCCUGUGGGUGUGGUAUUACAGUAUAAAAAGGAAUCUCUGUUAUGUCUCUGUGACUUAUAUGAUGAGAAGCACACUGAAUAAAGAAGUGUUGUUCCAUUCAAGUCUCGGCCUUACAUGUACUUAGAUCAGGAAGUACAUAACACAAAUGAAAUGCCUCAAUGAUUUUUUUCUAAUGCACAUUUUUCUAAGCUUUAUUGAUGGUUUUUCUCAAGUUAAA
Molecule: messenger RNA, 3397 nt
Organism: Corythoichthys intestinalis (scribbled pipefish)
Lineage: Eukaryota; Metazoa; Chordata; Actinopteri; Syngnathiformes; Syngnathidae
Exons: 3
Coding region: 790-3060 (756 amino acids)
Biological process (GO): DNA integration
Molecular function (GO): nucleic acid binding
Source: RefSeq, a predicted model, not a curated record